UCGGGGUGUCGCUGCCCCACGUGCACGUGACGUGCCUCCCGGAGCCAGGAAGCGCCGGCGGGGCCGCGCGGGCAGCGCCGAGCGGAGGAGCGGAGCGGAGCGGAGCGGAGCAGAGGGGCCAUGCAUCCCCCCCCGGGCUCGGCGCCGGCCUGCGCCCCCGGCGCCCCGCCGGGCUCGGCGCCGCCCCCGGCCUCGGAGCUGCUGCGCUGGCAGUGGCAGGAGGUGCAGGUGCCCUACCUGGUGGCGGCCUGGAUCCUGGUGGCCAGUCUGGCCAAGAUCGUGUUCCAGUUGUCUCGCAAGGUGACAUCUGUGGUCCCAGAGAGCUGCCUCCUCAUCCUGCUGGGCCUGGGCCUUGGGGGAAUUGUCUUGGCCAUCGCUAAGAAAGCAGAGUACCAGCUGGAACCCAACAUGUUCUUCUUCUUCCUCCUUCCCCCCAUUGUCCUGGAUUCAGGCUAUUUCAUGCCCAGCAGGCUCUUUUUUGACAACAUUGGUGCAAUUCUGACAUAUGCAGUGAUUGGCACCCUGUGGAAUUCUUUCACCACUGGAGUCUCCCUCUGGGGCAUGCAGCAGGCAGGGCUCAUGGAUAAGGGUGUGGAAGCUGGUCUGAUGGAUUUCCUGCUGUUUGGCAGCCUCAUCUCAGCUGUGGACCCUGUGGCAGUGCUGGCUGUCUUUGAGGAGGUUCACGUCAAUGAGACCCUCUUCAUCAUCGUGUUUGGGGAAUCUCUCCUGAAUGAUGCUGUCACUGUGGUGCUGUACAAGGUGUUUAACUCCUUUGUGGAGAUGGGCCCUGCACAUGUCCAGGUCACAGAUUAUGUAAAGGGUGUAGCCUCCUUCUUUCUUGUAAGCCUGGGAGGCACGGCCAUUGGGCUGCUCUUCGCCUUCCUGCUGGCACUGAUCACUAGGUUCACCAAGCGUGUGCGCAUCAUUGAGCCACUCUUUGUCUUCCUGAUCGCCUACAUUGCAUACCUCACCGCCGAGAUGGUCUCACUCUCCUCCAUCCUCGCGGUCACCUUCUGUGGGAUCUGCUGUAAGAAGUAUGUGGAAGCCAACAUUUCCCGGAAGUCCCGCACCACUGUCAAGUACACCAUGAAGACCUUGGCCAGCAGCUCGGAGACCAUCAUCUUCAUGUUCCUGGGCAUCUCUGCUGUGGACACCUCCAAGUGGGCCUGGGACACAGCACUAGUGCUGGGCACUCUCUUGUUCAUCCUGCUCUUCAGGGCUGUGGGUGUUGUCCUUCAGACCUGGGUGCUCAACCACUUCCGACUGAUCCCACUGGACAGGAUUGACCAGGUGGUGAUGUCAUACGGGGGCCUGCGAGGGGCUGUUGCCUUUGCCCUGGUGAUCUUGCUGGACAGAGACAAAGUCAAAGCUAAGGAUUACUUUGUGGCGACAACCAUUGUGGUUGUAUUCUUCACGGUCAUCGUGCAGGGUCUGACCAUUAAACCUCUAGUAAAGUGGCUGAAGGUGAAGCGGAGCGACCAUCACAAACCAACGCUGAACGAGGAACUGCAUGAGCAUGCCUUUGACCACAUUCUGGCAGCAGUGGAAGAUGUUGUUGGGCACCAUGGUUACCACUACUGGCGAGACAAGUGGGAACAGUUUGACAAGAAAUACCUGAGCCAGCUCCUGAUGAGGAAAUCAGCCUACAGGAUCAAAGAUGAAAUCUGGGAUGUUUACUACAAGCUAAACAUCCGUGAUGCCAUCAGCUUUGUGGACCAGGGUGGCCAUGUGCUCUCCGCAGCAAAGCUCACACUGCCCUCCAUGCCCAGUAGGACCUCCGUGUCAGAGUCAUCGGUCACCAAUCUCCUGAGGGAAAGUGGCAGCGGAGCUCGCCUGGAUCUGCAGGUGAUUGACACAGUACGGUGCCGGCGGGAUAAGGAAGAUGCUGUGAUGCACCAUGUGUUACGUGGGAGCCUCUACAAGCCACGCAGGAGGUACAAGGCCAGCUACAGCCGCCACUUCAUUUCUCCAGAUAAACAAGAGCGGCAGGACAAGGAGAUAUUCCAGCAAAACAUGAAGAGACGUCUGGAGACCUUCAAGUCCACAAAGCACAACAUCUGCUCCUCAAAGAGCAAGGCCCGGCUGAAAAAAGAUGUCAGGAAAAAGAAAAAGAAUGAUGCUCUGAACAGUGAGCUGCCCAAUGGGAAGCCACACAGAAGUGUCACCUGGCAGGAGACAGCUCCUGUCACAAUGAUGGUCAACUCAGAGGAGGAGGAGAGCGACAGCUCGGAGACAGAGAAGGAAGAUGAUGAGGGGAUUGUAUUUGUUGCUCGAGCGACGGAUGAAAUCCUUCAGGGAAAGAAGACUUCUAGUACAGGCUGCCCUUCCCACUGGGGUAGCCUGGACAUCUGCCCAAGCCCAUGCAUCAUCCCCCCCUCACCCACCUUGGCAGAGAAAGAGCUGCCAUGGAAGGGUGACCAGGACAGCCUUGCUGUUUACAUCUCCUCAGAAACCACCAAAAUUGUACCAGUGGACAUGAAAAAAGCCUGGAACCAAAGCAUCUCCUCACUGGAGAGCAUUGCCUCCCCAACAGGGGUCGAGACAGGCCCUCAUGGCAAGAAACUGGCCAGCCCAGUGCUAGAGGAGGAGCCCCAGUCAGCCAGCCCGACGAUGCCAGAGCAGCGCACCUGCUUUCAGUUUCCCAACCAUGUUGCUAAGAGUGGCAGGUCCCAGAGCGACAGCAGCCCAGAGAGUAUUGAGCAACAGGAGCUGCAGCCUUUGAUGGUUCCAGAAGAUCAUACCAGGAUGAGUCCAUCUGCAGGGCCAAGCAACAGCAGGUGGUUAAUUCAGUUCAACAGGCCAACCAGACUGUAAGACAGACAGUGCAUGUAGCCCAUCCAUGUGGAGUGGGAAACUAAUCUGGAACUUGCCAUCUGGUCUACUAGCUUGCAUCGUGGAGCUUGUGUCUGUUUCUGUAAAGUACAGGACUAGCAGGAGAGCAGCUGGAGAGCCUGCCCUGUUGCUUCCCCAGGGAUGGAAUCCCAUUUACACUGCACCAGGGAGGAGCGCUGGCCAGAGCAGCUGCUAAUUUGGGAUCAUGCAUAGGUAAACUGACCUCAGGCCGUAACAGUUUCUGUGCCAGCAGAUGGGAAGAAUGGAUCAUAAACUUAGUUCAUUUCUUAUGCAAACUCAAAGCUUUGAAACCACCUGGAGCCUUUCCUCCCAGUCUGGCUGCUUGGAAUCUGCAUCCUGGGCUGCUCUACUACCUGGGAUUGGCAACCUCAGCUGACAGGGUUAGUUGUAACCCUUUAAUACACAGAAGCACCAGCCCAGGGGAGGGGCAGGUGCAGGUGCAGAGCAGUUAAAAUAUCUCCCUGUGUCUCUAGGCUCAAGUAACCUGCUCUGGGGUCCUGCCAAAAAUGCCUGACCCCAGUCAGCUCAGCUGUAAAUGGUGCCUGGUCAUUCAGGCUCUGAAGCUGAAAGCAGCUGGAUAUGAUGUUGGCUUCAUAAUUCCCUUGUGUGCCACUAGCUACAGAAAUAGUCCUACCAACGGUCAUAAACUUCUUCAUGACAGUUUUAGGCUGGACAUAAGGAAAAACUUCUUUACUGUCUGAGCCCCCAAGGCCUGGAAUAGACUCCCUCCGGAAGUGGUGCAGGCACCUACUCUGGACUCAUUCAAGAAACGUUUGGAUGCUUAUCUUGCUGGGAUCCUUUGACCCUAGCUGACUUCCUGCCCCUGGGGCAGGGGGCUGGACUCGAUGAUCUUCAAGGUCCCUUCCAGCUCUAACAUCUAUGAAAUCUAUGAAAGCAAGUAAGCCUGGAGUUACUUGUCACAUAUGUAAGCUUUGACCAACACCACAGUAAAGAAAGGUCAUGACUUGUUUAUCAUAACCUAGGAGUGCUUCCUUCCUUUUUUGUGUCCUUGUGACAAGGAAUUUAUUAGAAUUUGCAGAUUUUGUUGGAAUCUGAGAGGCCGCACGGCAGGAGGAACAGAGCAGGUUUCUUCCAUUGCUCUGCACAACCUGGGCCAAACCAGCACAGCAACUCUUUCAUAAUCCUUCCUUCUUGCUUUUUCUGCUUUCAUGGCACCCUCACUGAAGGCUUUUGUGCCUUGUACCUGGCAAUGUGGAGUGUGCAGGGCCUUGCAGGUUUUCAAGGGCUUUUUAUAUUGCUUUGCAUUACUUGUACCCUUUAUUUUGGUCUUUGAUUUCUGAUAUCAGACCACAAUAAAACCUAUAGCUCUGUCAGUGUUUUUUGUAACCAUGGUAUGGCAAAUUAUUUAAAGAGGUAAUAUAUUUACUUGAAAAGAAUAUUUGUUUUAAUGUGGAAAUAUAUACCAUGUAUUUUGUAACUUACGAUAAACUGGUCUCAAACAGG
Molecule: messenger RNA, 4317 nt
Organism: Alligator mississippiensis (American alligator)
Lineage: Eukaryota; Metazoa; Chordata; Crocodylia; Alligatoridae
Gene: SLC9A5
Product: solute carrier family 9 member A5
Exons: 16
Coding region: 121-2814 (897 amino acids)
Biological process (GO): sodium ion transport; regulation of pH; proton transmembrane transport
Cellular component (GO): membrane
Molecular function (GO): sodium:proton antiporter activity
Source: RefSeq, a predicted model, not a curated record